This is a messenger RNA of Torulaspora delbrueckii, 3234 nucleotides long. It is a transcript of the gene SDD4, whose product is annotated as Sdd4p. Gene Ontology annotation, biological process: regulation of transcription by RNA polymerase II; DNA-templated transcription. The transcript has a single exon. Gene Ontology annotation, molecular function: RNA polymerase II cis-regulatory region sequence-specific DNA binding; zinc ion binding; DNA-binding transcription factor activity, RNA polymerase II-specific. The coding region runs from base 1 to 3234 and encodes 1077 amino acids. Gene Ontology annotation, cellular component: chromatin. Lineage: Eukaryota; Fungi; Ascomycota; Saccharomycetes; Saccharomycetales; Saccharomycetaceae. The record is from RefSeq and is a predicted model, not a curated record.
AUGUCUCAUGAUGAAUUACCGGGUCUUGGCCAUUUCAAGCACGAAGCGGGUUCUGAGAUGAGCCAUCAGGCAUAUGGAGUGGAUGGGCCCCCUUCAGAUUCACACAUACUAUCAGCAAGCACUAGCGGUAGGUUUAAAUGUCCGCAUCCGGCUUGUGAUAAGUCAUUCACAAGACAGGAGCACCUGUCACGUCACAAGCUGAACCAUUGGCCUAAGGAAAUCUUCAAAUGCUCGUAUGUAUUCCCGAAUACUGGACUAGCUUGUAACAGAACUUUUGUGAGGAAAGAUUUACUUGCAAGACACGUAAAGAGGCAUACAAAGAUGGGUGGUCGACUUCAGAGUAACUCCACAUCGAUUGGGGACUUUCUCCCUAGAAGUCAGUCAACUAGUUCUAUAACGACUCCACCAACUACAGGUGCUGCUGGUUCAGCUCCUCCCAAUUUACUGCCCCCACAACACGUGCAGUUCACAAACUUCGGCCCAAGCUAUCAGUCACCCAUGAAUGAGAACCCUUCAGUCGCUCCGGACAGAAGUCAAAGCUCAUAUCAGAAUUUAAAUCGUCAGCAGGACUACUAUCCUACACAGAAUAAUAGCGAUUCGCGUAACAAAAAUAAUAAUGGACAGAAUGUAAACCAGUUUUUCAAUUGGUUAUUUGAAAACGGUAACGGAUCCACUGGGCAACCGCACAAUGGUUACGCAGCAAAUGAAAGAAAUCCAAUAAACGCGUCUUCGUUACCUACAACAGCAGCUGGGAUGCCAAACAAACAGCUUCCACAGCCAAAUAAUUCUCCAACAACCCAGUCCUUUAGUCCCAACUCCUAUCAAGUAUACGGUUUCGCUCAGAGCGGUAGUCCUCAGUCUCAACCGCAAGGUCCGCAACUUCCACAAGCUCCAAAAUCACAGCAAGGUCCUUCUGGAGCAGAGGCAUUAGCAACUCCUGCAAGUGUAACGAAGAUGCAAGAUUUAUUUUCCAUUGAUUUUCUCAGUAAUGAUCCAUUGCAAACUUUCAUGCAAGAAUUAGCAGAGACAAAAGCAACUUCUCAGGAUAAUAAUCUCUUUGAUAAGGAAAACAUCGGCUCAUCAUCGGUUUCACCGUCACUUUCAGAAUCUGCCCUCAAGAACAAUUCUAAAUUACAGAAAUUUAGCGCACGUCGUUGUAGUAUGAAAGACAACUUGUUAGUUCAAAAAUCAAACAUUGAUGAGCUACAAAAGCAAAUCGAAAAUGAUAAGAUUUCACAUCGUUACAAACAAAGGGUUUUGUUCUCGAUGAAAACGGUCCCGUCUUUUUUCCACGCCGAUCCAAAAACCAAAUACAAUUUCUCUCAAGAGAAAAGCGAAGAAUUAUAUGAUAUCAUCCCAGAGCUGCGAGAGGUUCCUAUGGACAACCUUAAGAAAUCGUUGCGUUCAUUUUGGUCCAACUUUCACACACAAUAUGGCCUUUUGCAUAAACCAUCAUUUCACAUUGAUGAACAACCACCUAUUUUGAUUUUAGCCAUGAUAAUGGUGGGGGCUUCUUUCCUUGAAAGUGAUUAUCGAGAGACUAUUAGUGAUAUUAUAUGUGCGCCACUAAGAUGGAUCUAUUUUUCUCAUGAUGACUUUCAACCACCUUCGAAGACGUACAUCAUACAGAGCCUUUUGCUGGUUGAAGGUUACGAAAAAACCUGUACCAAUAGAUACUUGCAUGAAAGAUCGUACCUUCAUCAUGGUACUACGAUUCAACUUCUAAGAAGAACACCAUCAUUAGGAGGGCAUCCCUUGAUACUGAAGACUGAAGAAAAACCCAACGGCUGGCAAGACCCCGAACAAGUAUAUCGCCAGUGGAUUGAUUUCGAAAUGUUGAAAAGGGUGGCAUUUUACGCGUUUUACAUGGACACAACACAUGCUGUUGUUUUCGGAUACCUUAACCUGUUUAUUAAUUGCAAUCAGAUCCAAUUGACUCUACCCUGUUCAGACAUAGUUUGGGAGUCAUACGACUUGAGUUGUGAGACGCUGCUGGAGUAUGGUUUUGAAAAAGAGCCUAAGACCUUUUUAUCUGCCCUCAAACAACUUAUGGGUGAGGCAGUCCAAACCUUGCAGAACGUUCGAAACCCUCUGACGAGACACCAGACCCAGGAACUUAAAAAUUGGGAUAUGAAAAGUACUUUGGGCAAAAAGGUACUGUUGGCAGGCAUAAUUUCAACAAUGUUCCAAUGCCAAGAGAGCAAUGAGGGCGACCUAUUUGCUACGACUAUCAAGUGCAAUCUAGGUAUGGGUAAUGAAAACAUGUCCUGGCAAGACAUUUUCUCAUUCGCUCUCGAUUAUUGGCUUUAUCAAAUACAAGGAAGCUGUACUGAGGCAAAUGACUGUUUUAUCGACUGUGCAAGAGGAACACUAAGCCGUGGACAAAGCCAAGAGCCAAACCUUCCUAAAUCUGACUACGUUAAUAGUAUGGGUGCAGACGUCAACACACUCGGCAGAAUCAAUGAUCCCGGUUGUAAAAUUCCCGAAUACCACAUGGCACAAGUUAUUUUGAGGAUAUUCCACUAUGACUAUUACAUUUACGGGGGUGCGCCCUGGAGGAUGAAUGUCAGAUCUGGAAUUGAAGAAUAUGACCUUGUCUCUAGAAGAAUUCUCCAAUUUGCAUCCGACACAAAGACUGGUAGUGUCGCAAUGGUUUAUGCUUAUCAGCUCUUGUUCGAAAUGUUCAUAGAUCGGGAAACGGAAACGGGGAGCGUAGCAAACAAGUCAUACAAUGUGAAUUCCGAUAACUGCAUCACAAGGCCAAAUACUAUUGCUUUGCUCGCACUGCUGGUAUGGUCUUACAACUUCGCCCUAUAUGGUCCGGAAACCUCGAUAUGGAUAAACCCAUCAGUAGAUGAUUCACAGAAGGAUUUACAAAUGCAAGAAACAGGCACUACUGAUGAUGCGGCGGCCUUAUCGAAUAAAAAGCUCAAAGAUGAAUAUAUUCCCAAGGAACCUUUUGAAGAAUAUCUGGCUAGAAUGUACCGGGUGCUGAAUGUCGAAACCUCUUCGACUGACCCUAUCUCGUACCAUCAUGAGAUACUUCGCAAGGCGCAGAUGCUGGCAAGUGUGCCAGGCACUAACCACCUUUGUGGAAUGAUGAAGUUCAUGAAAGAAAUCUUCGAGAACGGCUACUGGGAUUUAGGACGUGAGUUCGCCAAACUAUUUGAUAAUUGCUUUGAGCGGUGUCUAGGCAAGUCUUCUCCAACUUGUGAGAGUAUGUAUAAGGUAUGA